UUUUUUUUUUUUUUCCAUUGCCGGCCACAUGUUUGAUGAAAUGCUCCACCGAAAUCUCCAUUUUGCCAAGAACAAGCCUUUUCUUCCUCAAAAUUGAUUCUGGAGACAAGAAAGAUUGGAUCAAUCACUUGUUGAAGAUUAUCUACAUUUAAUGUGAACCCAGUACUCAAUUAAGUUGUUGACAAUAAUGCUUUUGAAGAACUCAGUGGAGACAAUGACAACUGAAGAUUCAAAUGAAGAUGGGACUUUACCUACUUUUGAAGAUAAUUACAAUAAAAAGCAGAGGAUUGAUGAUGGACCUUUUGUGAUGCCCCUUAUAUCAAUUCCUAAGGUGGAAGAAGAAGGUUCAAAAGCUUCUAUUGUAUUGUCUGGAACGGCUAAAAAGGGUGAACUAGGACCACCUAUUGGAGCGUUUGACAUCGGUAUUAGCAAAAGUGCAUAUUUUUUCCAAGUCGCUCUACCUGGUGUCAAGAAGGAUGCUGGUCAAUUUAGCUGUGAGAUUGAACAAAAUGGGAUGGUUCAUGUCAAGGGAGAAACAUCCACAGGUGGUAAAACAGUCACCAGACAUUCUCGAGUAUUUGAAAUGAAAUUUCAACAGCAAUCGCCUCCUGGACCAUUUACUCUAUCGUUCACUCUCCCAGGACCUGUGGAUCCAAGGCUGUUCUAUCCAAACUUUCGAUCAGAUGGUAUUUUUGAAGCCAUUGUCAUGAAAUGCGAAUAAAUAAAUUGUGUCCUAUCUGCAUGCAUCUAUAAGUUCCAGUGUUCCUUUUUCUACUUUUCAACUCGUAUUGUACAGGGAUGAAGAUGAAAAUGUGUAGCUGCAAGUGUUUAAAUGUGGCUUGUUAAUAUGUUUAAGAUGUUUAACCGUAUUCACAGCAGCUUCUGUUUCUGGUUAUUCUCCAACAAAUUGUCUUUCGUCCUGUUCAAUGUCAAAGUUGAAAUUACAACA
Erigeron canadensis is the source of this 949-nucleotide messenger RNA. Its product is annotated as increased DNA methylation 3-like. Gene Ontology annotation, cellular component: nucleus. The transcript has 3 exons. The record is from RefSeq and is a predicted model, not a curated record. Bases 188 to 721 code for a protein of 177 amino acids. NCBI's taxonomy places the organism in Eukaryota, Viridiplantae, Streptophyta, Magnoliopsida, Asterales, Asteraceae.